GAGAGUAGCGGCGCCGCCGGCGACGGCGACCAUGGCGGCGGCGGAGGCGGGGAUUGGGAAGCUCGGGGCGGUAGGUGAGAAGGUUGCGCUUCACCUGCCCCCUAUCACGAAGGAGGAUCCCCUUCACCAAGAGAAGAAGACAACCGAGACCCACAAAGAUGACCAAGAUGAUGAUGCCACUUGGCGAAGGACAAGGUGGAUGUCGAAGCAGCGGAUGACACACGAGCAGAUGACUGAGGAAGACGUAGGGUGUCAAGAACAUAGAGACAAGAGGAACCUCUACGGCGAUGGCCAGUCCCAAUCACAGCCCCGGUUCGACGAUCCUGAAUAAAACAAGAUGAGUCAUCAAAUCCAACAAAACAAUUGUGAUAUGCUAUUUGACCAACUGAAAGAAGACUCAUGGACAACUGAGGUACAAAAGAGACAUCAGGCACAGAAAAAUUAGAAUUACAAAGAGAACCCUGAUGAGUGAUAGAGCAAGAUGUACCAUUUGCUGUCUGAAUAGAAGCACCAUCAGCAACUGCCUUGCUAGCAACAAGCUGGGACUGGUUGGAGGUCACAUGAAAAGAAGCCCCUGAAUCAAGAACCCAAGAAGACUGAGGAGCAGUGAUAGGUGAAGCAGCAGCAAUAGACACUGAGCCUCUAGGAGUAGGACCAGUACCAUGACCUCUAGCCGCACGAGCAGCACGACGUGCACGAAAAUCAGCCAAUUUCUCUGGAUGCUGAGAGAAACAGUUCUUUGAACUAUGAUUGGUCUUGCCACAAUGCUGACAUGGUUUUGAAGAUGUACCUUUAGGUGGUGCACUGUACCUCUGAGAAGCUGCCAAUACAUUGUGAGGCACUGACAUACGAGCAGACAUAGACUGAAGACGAGUCUCCUCAGCAAGAAGAUCAGACAAAGCAUGAGCCAUGGUCAAAACAGAUGAAUCAUGAAGCAGCCGCUUACGAAUGGAAUCAAAUUCUUCCCUGACUCCCAUGACAAAACGAUAUAUAAAAACUUCUCAAUAAAUUGAUGUGCUGGACAGUUAUCUGCUAUACAGUCACCUAUCAUAGAAGUCAGAGAGCCCACAAGAUGAUCAAAAGCAGAAGAGUAAUGGAAAGCAGGAAUCUUUCCUGUGUAUUUCAAGUUCCGAUUUCAUGUUCUGCUGCUGACACCCUCAAAUUACUGGAUCAGAUGAUUCAAGCUGCUAGGGUAGUCCAUAUGGAUGAGCUAGAGCUUUAUUUUGCUGGAGGUGAUAUUGGUCCAUUUUCUGCAAGGAAUGAACUUGAAUCACUAAAUCUUUUGUUCAAAAUCAUGGACAAAUUGCUUCUAACUUCCAAUGAUGCUGCCAAGGAAGUAUUGCAGACACUACAGAAUGAGAUAGUUGUUAGACUCAGAUCUGUUGGAAAGACGGAUGAUGCCCAGAUGGUUUCUCAAACAGAGAACCAUGAGGCUGAAGAUUCUCUUCUGAAAUGGGGGGAGCAUCGUGGUGUUAAAUCUAAAUUGCGGAUAGCUUUUUUUCAAGGAGCAGGAAGAGGAAUGGUAGCUUCUGAAAGCAUAGGUGUGGGGGAUACUGCUCUUGAAAUUCCAGAGUCCCUUAUCAUAUCCGAAGAACUUCUCUGUCAGUCAGAAGUGUUUCUUGCAUUAAAAGAUUUCAAUAAUAUCAAUUCUGAGACUAUGUUAUUGUUGUGGAGCAUGAGAGAGCGGUAUAAUCUAUCUUCAAAGUUUAAAACAUACUUUGAGACACUCCCGGCAAAUUUUAAUACAGGCUUGAGUUUUGGAAUUGAUGCACUUGCUUCAUUAGAAGGAACCCUUCUUUUUGAUGAGAUAAUGCAAGCUAAGCAGCAUUUGCGUCAGCAGUAUGACGACUUAUUUCCCUUACUAUGCAUAAAUUUUCCUGAGAUAUUCAGAAAGGACGUAUGCACAUGGGACAAUUUUCUGUGGGCAUGUGAACUAUGGUAUUCCAACAGUAUGAUGGUUGUUAUAAGUAGUGGGAAAUUAUCAAUGUGUUUGGUUCCUAUUGCUGGACUUCUGAAUCACUCGGUAUCCCCUCAUAUUCUGCACUAUGGUCGGGUAGAUGAAGCUACAAAAUCUUUGAAGUUCCCCUUGUCUAGACCUUGUGAUGCAGGGGAGCAAUGUUUUCUCAGUUACGGGAAACACCCAGGGUCACAUCUUGUUACAUUCUAUGGUUUCCUACCAAGAGGAGAUAACCCUUAUGAUGUUAUACCUUUAGAUCUUGAUACAUCUGCUGAUGAUGAGGAUGGGGCAGCUCAGUCUGUGAGUACAAGCCAAACCACUCAUAUGGUUCGUGGGACAUGGCUAUCCAGAUGUAGAGGAUUUCCCACGUAUGGCCUGCCUCGGCCCCUGCUGUCCCAUCUCCGUGUUGCUCUAGGUUGUGAUAUUGAUGAAUCCACUACUACGGAGGCUGAUAUCAAAGAAAAUGACAGGGUGGUGCUGGAAACACUGCUGUCCAUAUUUAAUCCGAUGCUUGAAGAGUUGCCCGAGCCAGAUGAGUCUGACGGGGAGAGCGCCAGUUGGGAUCUGAAGCUAGCAUUGGAGUACAAAAAUCUGCAGAGAAGGAUAAUAUCGUCCAUUGUCACUUCAUGCACCUCAGCCUUGGGAAAUGCUUAACUCCUAGUUGGAAGUGCUCCAUUAAUUGAAUUGCAAGAACACAUUGCUGGGAGCCUGGGACUAUGUUAGAAUGUCUCAGCCGGCAUGUGGAUUGUGAAGCUAUUCCAGAUGGGUUUACCUGCAACGUGCUGUGGUUUGGGCUCUCUAGGAUAGGGAUCCAAGGACUGGCAUGACCGCCUCUACUAACUGAAGAAGUGAAGAUGCAUGCUGAGUCAUCAGAUGGUUGAUCCGACAAACGCACACGUGGCUUCAGUGGCUUGAGAUUUAAGUUGCACCCGAUUGCUACUGCAUGCUAGCUUUUUGUUUGGGUGAAAGAUCAAAGAAGGCUAGUUUUGAACUAAUUUUUUGGGAAUCAAACUUGCUUUUUGGUGAAUGGAAGCUGCUUUUGAACUGAUUUCAACCCAAAUGUGGUCCUUGUGCUAAAGUCACUAAACAGAGCCGUAUUACUCUUUCUGGAAACGUGAAGAGUGGAUACAUAUGGAACUGGACUAGAACUCCCUGAUUUGAUUCUUUUCCCUUUUGGAGUCCAUGUAAUCGCUUUAUGAGGCAAUUGACCGCACCCAUGUCACAAAUGUUAGGAGACAUGUUUAAAUCAAGGCGUCAACUAAUAUAGUAUUGUACCUCUCUUUCAGUAUAAACAUGCAGUUGUCCCU
Messenger RNA from Setaria italica (foxtail millet), 3264 nucleotides. RefSeq lists its product as uncharacterized. Gene Ontology annotation, cellular component: nucleus. Gene Ontology annotation, molecular function: protein-lysine N-methyltransferase activity; protein binding. Gene Ontology annotation, biological process: peptidyl-lysine monomethylation. The coding region runs from base 1013 to 2611 and encodes 532 amino acids. The record is from RefSeq and is a predicted model, not a curated record. Lineage: Eukaryota; Viridiplantae; Streptophyta; Magnoliopsida; Poales; Poaceae. The transcript is spliced from 12 exons.